This is a messenger RNA of Phyllopteryx taeniolatus (common seadragon), 3015 nucleotides long. RefSeq names its product cadherin-related family member 5-like. Gene Ontology annotation, cellular component: plasma membrane; adherens junction; catenin complex. The coding region runs from base 81 to 2387 and encodes 768 amino acids. Gene Ontology annotation, biological process: multicellular organism development; adherens junction organization; cell-cell junction assembly. Gene Ontology annotation, molecular function: calcium ion binding; cadherin binding. The record is from RefSeq and is a predicted model, not a curated record. NCBI's taxonomy places the organism in Eukaryota, Metazoa, Chordata, Actinopteri, Syngnathiformes, Syngnathidae. The transcript is spliced from 15 exons.
UCCACCCGGCUCGUAAAGUGAAGCCGAUAAGCACACGGAGGCAAGAAGACCACUGAAGCGAGUGCGAGCAGCCGAACGAAAUGGUCGCCAGCAGGAAUUUCUUCUUCUUUCUCUUGGCGCUUUUGCUGGUGAUGGUGACCAGCGGCGAGGCCCAGGAGAUUUGUAGCGCUCGCCCGACGGUGUACGUGAAGGAGAACAACGCGGUGGGCCACCUGGUGGAGACCAUCGUCAUGAAGGAUGGCGUCGUCCCCUCUCUGGAGCCUUCCGCCGACCUCCCGUUCACUCUGGAGGGCAACCGGCUGCUGGCCAGUCGGGUUCUGGACUACGAGACGAGCAUAAAUUAUGUGGUCAAGGUGACUUGCAGGACGCCGCUCUUGCAGUACGUCCUCAUCAUUGUGGUAUUAGUGUUAGACGAGAACGACAACGCACCGGUCUUUGAUGCGAACCCGUACCAGAUCAAAGUCAAGGAGCUGUUACCAGUGGGGACGGGCCUUGACCAAUUUCCUGCCACAGACCCGGAUAAAGACGCUACGCUGUACUACAGGCUGACUUCAGCAUCGAGUUACUUUAGACUGGCAUCGCCCGAAAACCCUCAACUGGUCAUCCAGAACAUUCUGGACUACGACAAAGUCCAAAGUGUCCAGCUGGUCUUGUAUGUUCAGGACACACCGUUGUCAGGAUCUGGCAGCGAGGUUUCAUUCAACACCAGCACCACCAUCCAAGUCACUGUGGUCGACGUGGACAACAGGCCACCCUGGUUCAAGCCCUGCAUCAAACACGAGGUGGGCGGCGCGGUCAUCUGCCAGAGCAACGGAUACACCAGCCGCGUGACCCUCAACGAACUGCAGGACGGAUACUUAACACUGAAGCCAAAUCCGCUUUACGCCUUCGAUGGCGACACUGGGAUCAAUGAGGCCAUAAUCUACUCCUUCCUGAGCGGAAACGAGGCCGGCCUGUUCGACAUCAACCGAAACACCGGCAACAUCAGCAUGCUGAGGGCGGCUGACGUGUUCGAAACCAUCGUUCUGACAGUUCUGGCUGCCCAGACACCGAGCAGUUUUCAGUUUGCCACCACGAGCCUCAUGGUCAGUGUUCAGGUGAAGAGCCUCCACAAACCACAAUUCCAGAGGCCUCAGUACCAGGGCGUGGUCUCUUCAGUGGGCGCCAUGGCGACAGACCCAACCAACAAGGACGAGCCGCUUCAGAUUGUCGCCUUGGACGAGGAUUACGCCAGCAUGGGGGGUAUAAACCCUCACAUCGUCUAUCGCGUCAUGGGAAGUGAAGACUUCUCCAUCAUCAAUGGCUUCUUGUUCAUGACCACGGACCUCCCGGAAGCCACGUUAUCUCUCCGAAUGGAAGCGGAGGACACAUCAAAUGAGGAAAAGGCAACAGUGCAGCUCUCGGUGGAGGUGAAAUCAGGUCUCACCACCACUGGUUUGCCCUUGAGCACCACUGAAAGUGUGACCAGCCUCCCAACAACCGAUAGCGGAACCACUGAUCAAGCCGAGUCCACCACUAACCCCAGUACCACAAACCUUGGUACCUCCACUGAGGGCAGAACCACUAAACCAACGGAGUCCACCACCAACCCCGGUACACCCACCGACAGCAGCGUCUCAACUGGUGUCACUGCCACCAGCGAACUCGUGACUUACACCACCACAGAAUCACCGGUGACAUCACUGGUCACCAACGACACCGGUCCCACCAGCACUGUGAACCCUCACACAGAUAAAGUGCCUAUCCCAGCGGGCGGCUUCGGGGCAGGGGACAUGGCGGCGCUGGGGGCGACUCUGGGCGUACUUCUCUUCAUCUGCAUGGUAGUCAUCGGGGUGCUCGUUUGUCACCUGCAGAGGGGAAAAGCUGACUCUAGGAAGAUCCACGAAGCCAGUUUGUUCCGCAGCUCCCUGGGCCAGGGCUCUGGUGGCGAGAAGCAAGGCGUCCAGUACACUAACGAGGCUUUCCAGCACGACGACAGUGACAGCGUGGGCUCCGGGGGGCCGUACGCCACGACAGCAGAAGAGGGCCCGGCAAACGACUUGGCCCUCAAGUCCAGCGUGAUGGCACUGGGCACCCUACUAGACGACGACAAUGUCAGCCAGACGAGCUCAGACAAGGAAAAGGAGGUGAAGCCCAUCCUGACCAAAGAGCGUCGCCUGGAGGAAGGCUACAAGGCCGUUUGGUUCAAGGAGGACAUCGACCCCGAUGCCAAGGAGGAGGUAGUCAUCAUUCCUGACAGCAGGGAAGACAACAGCGAGGACGAAGAUGACAACGGUCCCGCUAAAGGCUCGAAAGUGGGCUUCGCCGAGGCCGACCUGGACAGCGGACUGGGAGUGAAGAUGGAGGAUCUGGCGGAGGACUCGGACGUUCUGGAUGUCGACCUGUGAGAAGGGCGCGGCGGAAAGCAAUAAAAGCUGAUGAUCUAUCAGAACUGAGUUGCCGUUGUCACACAAAUGGAAUUGUGACCGAAUCACACCUUAAAGUCACGCAGUUAUCAGCACUCAUUUUCACAGCUGUCAGAUGGUAAGAUAACGUGUUCAAAAAGUACGGUGUAAUUGGAAACAAGUUAUUGUUUGUUUUGGUGUACAUGAGGCUGUAAAGUUCAGCUUCAUGGAAACCGCAAGUAAAAGAGACCAUUUGAACAAUCAUGCACAGCGAGCCAGCUACUUAAAAUUAUUGUUGGAUAGCAAAUUUUACUAGUUUAGCUUACGUGAAUAGAAAGGUUCUCAUUGAUGUACAAAUAUCAAAUGACUGCGUUAUUGGUAAUUAAAUGUGUGCAGAUAAGGUUAUAAUUUUUAAAAAAGAAUCAAGGUGUAUAUUUUUUCCAUCUUUACUGGACGUUUCUUAGUUUCCAACUUAAUACUCCCUGUGAAAUAACUCCACGGUGAGCCUAUAGGAGCUAAUGAUUAACAUUUGUAUACGAAUAUCACAGUACUUAAUUUUUGUGAUGAAAAUGGCAUAUGUAUGUGAGAUCUGAAAAAUUAAUAAAAGGUGUGGGUCUUUUUGUCCUCUUUA